AUGAAUCUCCUCUCUAGUUUCAAAGAUGCCGGUCUGUCCCAGAGUCCAGGGUCAAAGUGCACGCCCUGCCCUGUUGUGCAGCCGUCACCUGUGUGUGGGACGGACGGCCACUCCUACUCCACCAAGUGUAAGUUGGAGUACCAGGCCUGCAUCACGGGGAAGAAGAUCGCUGUGAAGUGCUCCGGCAUGUGUCCUUGCCCCGCCCACCCCGAGCAGAGCCCCGCCCACCCCGAGCAGAGCCCCGCCCACCCCGAGCAGAGCUCUGCAGAGAGGAAAGUGUGCGGCGCGGCGGACCUGAAGGCGGUGGUGAGCCGGCUGAGGGACUGGUUCAGGGUGCUGCGUGAGAACGGGAACCACAGGAGGCUCAAGAUCCAGAAGCCGGAGAGGAGCAAGUUGGAGGUGGGGUCGUCUCCUCCCUGUAAGGACCCCCUGGGGUGGAUGUUCUCCCGGCUGGACACGAACUUUGACCUCCAGCUGGACCAAUCAGAGACCAGGAGCCUCUACCUGGAGCGCAACGAGCCGUGCGGCCACGCCCUCCUCAGGUCCUGCGACGCCCACGCAGACAACGUGAUCUCCAGCUCCGAGUGGUGCUCCUGCUUCCAGAGGUUCACAGAUUCUCCUUGUCAAGCAGAACGAAACGAAAUCAACAAAAAGCAACCGGGGAAGAAACUGCUGGGUCAGGACCCGCCCUCCUGUGGUGAGGGCGGGUACUUCAGGGCUCAUCAGUGCCACAGCAGCAGCGGUCAGUGCUGGUGUGUGGAUCGCUUCACCAGGCGCAGGCGGCGGACCCACGGCCCGGCGGCCUGCGGCGUGGUUCUGGAGUCUUCCGGAGACCUCGGCAGCGGAGACUCGCUGCUCCCCGACGACGACGAAGACGACGACGAAGAUUCCUUUGUUCUCAACGACCGGGCCGGCACGGACGACGAGCGCGACGAAGACGAGGACUACGAAGACGACGACGACGACAACGACGAGUACCUGUCGUAGUUUUUAUUGUUUGUUUUUUUUAAAUGAAAAAAAGAAAAAAGAGAAACCUGUGUCUGCACGUUGCUAGGCAGAUUACCCGUACUAACAGCCUAUGGACCUCUCUGUGUAUUGUUUAUUCAUAAGUAUAACACAACAAAAUGAUCCUGGCAAACGUU
Molecule: messenger RNA, 1142 nt
Organism: Pseudoliparis swirei
Lineage: Eukaryota; Metazoa; Chordata; Actinopteri; Perciformes; Liparidae
Product: testican-3-like
Exons: 7
Coding region: 1-987 (328 amino acids)
Molecular function (GO): calcium ion binding; protein binding
Source: RefSeq, a predicted model, not a curated record